AUGAGAACAGUUUUGUUGGGCCUACCGGAUGAUGAAGAUGAUAUCGAGACGAAUGUUAUAGCAGCGGCUACACUUUUGGAGACUCGGAGUAGGCGAGGAAUAUAUCAACCCUUCCCGAAAGAAGUCAAGACCCGUCAGAAAGUGUACAGAAAACGGGUAGAUGCGGAUGCUCGUAUGAUGCAUCAAUACUUCAACUUCAACUGUAUGUAUGGACCAAAGAAGUUCAAAGGUCGGUUUGCUUUGCCUCGUCCACUUUUUUUGAGAAUUUUAGAGAAAGUUUGUGAUUAUGACCAUGAUUUUCUCCAAAAAACGGAUGCUUGCGGUAUUCUUGGUCAUAGUUCAUAUAUGAAAAUGGUUGCCGUCAUGAAACAUUUUGCCAAAGGCAUUGCACCGGAUUCCUUAGAUGAUUACACACAAAUGGGAGCCAGCACUAUCUACCAUUAUGCUCUGAAGUUUAUGGAUGCAAUUAUUUGGAUUUUUAAUGGUCGAUACAUGCGUCAACCUACCGCUGAAGAUACGAAAAGAAUUUUAGCAGAAAAUGAAGCUCGGGGAUUUCCUGGUAUGCUUGGUAGUGUCGAUUGUUUUCACUGGGCAUGGAGAGCAUAUCCAAUGGAUCAAGCAGGUUCCCACAGCGGCUAUAAGCCAUAUCCCUCGGUUGUUUUGCAAGCGGUAGCAACAUAUGAUAGAUGGAUAUGGCAUUCCUAUUUUGGGUUGGGUGGGCAGAACAAUGAUCUUAAUGUCUUGCAUGCUUCUGGUUUGUUCGAUAGACAGCUUAAUGGUGCAUCACCCACUUGUCAUUAUCAAAUCAAUAACAAGAAUUACGAGCAGGGAUACUACCUAGGAGAUGGUGCGUAUCCCAUGUAUGGUUGCAUCGUGCAAGCAUACAAACCCGUUUCAAACAAUAGGGAAUCUCUUUUCAAUCAUUACCAAGAAGCUAAAAGGAAGGACAUAAAACGUGCAUUUGGUGGUCUUAAAGGUAAGUUUGGAAUUAUAUUGAAACCUUGUCGUUAUUACAAAAAAUCUGACAUGAAGGCAAUUAUGAGGGGGUGCUUGAUAAUGCACAACAUGUGUGUUGAGCUGGAAUAUCGGAAUAAGGAUUGGGGGAGGAUCACGGGAGAUGAACCUCAACCGCCAAUUCAAGGAAAUGUAAGGCUAGCUCCUCAUGUAUUGUACAACCCAGCGGUUUGGGGACAACUUCGAUUGGAACUCACUACACACAUAUGGAACCGACAUGGAGAAGGUUUGAGAGAUGGUGAUAUUCCGAACAUGGUUAUGGAUGAUGCCUUGCCGGAAGUUGCUGAGGGUACGACCGACUUGGAUACGGAUGAAGACCAAUACGAAUCUCAAUCAGAUGGUGCAUUUUAUGAGAAUGAAGAGUAG
Messenger RNA from Papaver somniferum (opium poppy), 1380 nucleotides. RefSeq lists its product as uncharacterized. The record is from RefSeq and is a predicted model, not a curated record. Bases 1 to 1380 code for a protein of 459 amino acids. The transcript has a single exon. NCBI's taxonomy places the organism in Eukaryota, Viridiplantae, Streptophyta, Magnoliopsida, Ranunculales, Papaveraceae.